Frankliniella occidentalis (western flower thrips) is the source of this 3059-nucleotide messenger RNA. RefSeq names its product dnaJ homolog subfamily B member 14. The record is from RefSeq and is a predicted model, not a curated record. Gene Ontology annotation, cellular component: endoplasmic reticulum membrane. Bases 70 to 1164 code for a protein of 364 amino acids. Gene Ontology annotation, molecular function: Hsp70 protein binding. The transcript is spliced from 8 exons. NCBI's taxonomy places the organism in Eukaryota, Metazoa, Arthropoda, Insecta, Thysanoptera, Thripidae. Gene Ontology annotation, biological process: cellular response to misfolded protein.
UCAGCUGCUGAUGUCAAAUGUUGACAAGCGACGAUACUCACUGAAAAGUCUCUCCUCGGAAAACUAGAAAUGGAGAGCAAUAGAGACGAGGCUGAAAGAUGCAUAGAAUUCGCAGAGAGAUUUAUCCUCGAUGGGAAAGUCGACAAAGCCGAAAAGUUUCUUAACAAGGCUGAACGUCUUUUCCCAACUCCACGAGCCAAAGAACUACUAGAGCGAGUGAAAUUUACUCAACAGUCUGGAGGGAAUGAAGGACCACAACAACGGAAGUCCUCUGCCUCAGCUCCGUCAAAUGAAUCUAGUUCGACCAAGAAGGAUACACCAUCUGCUGACUACAAUAAAGAUCAUGUAGAGGCAGUGAAAAGGAUCAAAAAGUGCAAAGAUUACUAUGAAAUAUUGGGUGUUGAUAAAGAGGCAACUGACAGUGAAAUAAAGAAGGCAUACAAGAAAUUAGCUUUACAGUUGCACCCUGAUAAGAACAAAGCACCGGGGGCUGCUGAGGCUUUCAAAGCUAUUGGAAAUGCUGUAGCUGUUCUUACAAAUGAAGAAAAGCGAAAACAGUAUGACCUGUAUGGAAGCUCAGAAGAAAGAGUCAGUCACUCACACAGUCAAGCCCAUGAAUAUAACUACAGUCGGGGAUUUGAAGCUGAUCUAACAGCUGAAGAACUAUUCAAUCUAUUCUUUGGUGGUGGAUUGCCAAGCCAAAAUGUUUAUGUUAGAAGGGGAGGUCGAUGGCAAAGGACAGCUGAACAUCAUAGCCACCAGCGGGGAGAACCAAGCAACUAUGGUGUUGCUAUGCAGAUGCUACCAAUUUUGUUGUUGAUUUUGCUGUCAAUGAUGAGUGGUUUCUUCAUAUCUGACCCUAUUUACAGCCUUCAACCCAGUAGCAAAUUCUCAGUUCCAAGGAAGACAAUGAACCUAAAGAUAUCAUACUAUGUAAAAGAAAAUUUCCACACAGAACAUCAAGGUAGCAUGAGGAGACUUGAAAUGUCUGUGGAAGAAGACUAUAUGCAAAAUCUAAGGCAAGCCUGCUAUAGAGAAAAGAACUACAGAGAAACUCUGUUUUGGAAAGCAAGAAACUUUGGUGACCGAGAUUUAUUUGAGAAAGCUCAGAAUAUGAGACUUUCAAACUGUGAACAACUACAAAACUUACAGGGAGUACAUUGAAACAUUUCAAGACUUUGAAGAAGGGUUGGAUAGCCUUGUUAAAGCGUCUUACUUUUGUUUGUAUAUUUUUUUUAUUAUUUUUUUUUUUGUUAUGAAAGGCACUCAAACAUUUAGUGUGGUGUAACAAUUAUCUUGCCUUCAGAUUUGUGAGAUGUGUUUUAUUUAGUUCAAUUUAAAUCUUCACAGCCACACCAUUUUCUUCUAGGUUAUAAAUAAACACAAUUUGGAAGUGAUACAAAUCUGGGGAGUGGUGCUUGCUCCCCUCUUUUGUUGAGACUGGAGUUACCUGUCAAAUAAUGGCUUAUGUUGUUAUUGUGUCUUACCAAUUUACUUUUUCCAUUAGUCUGUACACCUUGUUGGUUUCAAGCUGAAAGAGUCUUCUUUUAUGAGUGUUAAUGAGAUGAGUCAUUUUGUUUUGGCAUUUUCUGUUGCCACGUGUCAGUUGUAAGAUACUUUGUUGUAUGUAAUCUACUGUGAUGUGAAUUGUCAUGGGUUCAUUUUUACAAAAGUGAUCCAUAUGUUGAUUCUUUUGUACAUGAUUUUGUAACCUCAUAAUCUAAAUGAUGUUAUUGUAUUGCAGAGUCUCACAAUUAUUUUCAAUUUAUCAAGGAAUUUAAUUUAUAUCAAUUAAUUCCAUUCUUGCAUACAAUUUUUUUUCCUUCUUGAACUAGUGUCAUCUAAAACUUAGCUGGCGCUGAAAAGAAUUUACUUCAGAAACAUGUCUUGCUCAGCACUGGCCUAAAAUUAUGAAGCUUAUUCACAUGAUUAUGUAGUUAGCUUGUGCAUCAUAACACAAUUGUGAAACAUUGUUGUGCAAGUAUAUUUAAAGUUUGUGUGCCCAGAUUUUGUUUGUCAUUCUACAUUCUAUUUUUGUUUUCUUAAUUGCUCACUGGAGGCUAAGAAGAACUAGUUCCUACAUAUUUGCACUUGCAGUGUGUGAGAAACCAAGUUGUCUUGGUGAACAUUUCAUCCAUCUUCCAUAUUUAUUACAACAUACUCAUUUGUCCUUAUGCCAUACAUCAAUCGUUUGUAGUUGCUUAAAUUAUAUAGCUCGAUAAUUUGUUAGUUGUUGUGUUGUGAAAGUCAUUCAGCCUUUUACUAAAGGUUCCUGACCAAUUAUUGACGUAUUGAAAGUGGUGGGGUCGAUUCAUCGUAAAUCUUUCAAAUCUUAUGAUGUGGGCUCAUUUAAUGUGUGUGUUAUGUCCAAAGAUAUUGUUCCUUUUUUUUUUUCCCUUGAAUGAUCGCAUAUGAUUGCAUUUUUACUAGAUAGAAUUUGUAUGAGUAAGAAUAACCAUGAGAGUACAGUUCUGUACAGGACAUACAAACAUAUGUUUGUUUUAAAUGUUGUACCAAGGUCUCGCUUUCAUAAAAUUUGAAAUUCAGUUACAUCGUGAGGUAUGUAAACGAUUGUCACUACAGCUAUGUAUUUGUUGACAUAUUAUACUGUGAUGUAUGAUGCUUGUCUUAAAUUAUAUCAGAUUCAUAAUUCCUUUAAUGUGGAAAUAUUUUGUUUUAUGAAUAAGUAUGAUUUUAAUAAGUAUGAUCAGGAAAUGGGGUCUCCCUGCCUCUGGGAAUCUGGAUUUUGUCUUGUGAGGAAAUGAGUACGUUAAGGCUAAGAAAAUAAACCAAUUAGAGGUUUCCAAAUUCCCCUCGAGUGUAUUUAAUUUCCUCUCAAGUCUUGAUCCAACUUUAUGCACCCUUUAAACAAAAACUAUGUUUUAUCAAUUAUAUUGUGUUUCUGUUGUUGUAACCACUGUUUAUGACCACACAUAUUUGUUAUUCUCUGUUUUGCCCCUUGUGAUUAGGCUUACACAUUUAUAUCCCUUUUAAAAUUAUGAGAAUCUUGGCAAAAAAAAAAUUAGAUAACACCAUAUUAAAUCAUUUUUACUGAAAAA